Molecule: messenger RNA, 1791 nt
Organism: Yamadazyma tenuis ATCC 10573
Lineage: Eukaryota; Fungi; Ascomycota; Pichiomycetes; Serinales; Debaryomycetaceae
Biological process (GO): glycerol catabolic process
Cellular component (GO): cytosol
Molecular function (GO): glycerone kinase activity
Source: RefSeq, a predicted model, not a curated record
AUGACUAAACACUUUGUUCCUGAGAACCCAAACAACUUGGUUAAAGACUGCUUACAGGGCUAUAUCGUGUGCAAUGAGCACUUAUCAGUAUUGUACCAUGAGAAAGUUAUUUUCAACAAUAAGUUUGACUCAUCCCAGGUGUGUUUGAUCAGUGGUGGUGGAAGUGGCCACGAACCUGGAUGGGCUGGCCUCGUUGGAAAUGGAAUGCUCGCUGCCUGUGCCCAAGGAGAGGUGUUUGCAUCUCCAAAUUUCAAAAAUAUCCAGGCGGCUGAGAAAACUGUCCACAGCCAAAAGGGCUGUAUUUUGGUCAUAACCAACUAUACUGGUGACAACCUCUACUUCGGCAUGGCCCAGCAGGAGCUUCUUGCGCGGUAUGGGCCUGGCCAUGUCAAGUUGUUGAGGUGCACCGAUGACGCGGCGAUUCCUCGCUCAACCAACUCGCUUGUGGGACGAAGAACCUUGGCAGGAGUGGGAAUUGUGAUCAAGAUGAUGGGAGCUGCCACCCAACUCCCACACCUCUCAUUAGAUGACAUCUAUCACUUUGGAGAGACGGUCAAUCGGAAUGUUAUUUCCAUAAACGCUGGGUUGGACCAUGUGCAUAUUCCGGGCCAUGCGCCCGAUUCCGAUUACGGAAAAUUGCAGCCAAAUGAAAUUGAAAUUGGUUUGGGUAUUCACAAUGAGCCAGGUUUCGUUAAACUUUCCCUGAUUCCAACUAACGAGGCUCUCAUUUCUGAUAUGUUGCAGUACAUGUUGAGCCAAGAUGAUCCGGAGCGUAGUUACUUAAAGUACGACAGCUCCGACCAGUUUAUACUCCUUUUCAACAAUUUAGGCGGAUUGCCAGUAAUUGAGGAAAAGGCCCUUCUUUUCCAGACAGUUACCCAGUUAGACAGGGAUUACGGGAUCGUGCCCCACAGAGUGUUGGCAGGAAACUUUGUCACCUCGUUGAAUGCCUCGAUCUUCACCAUCACCUUGUUCAAUGUAACCAAAACUGCUGGAAUGUUCACGGAACAACAGCUUUUUGAUUUGUUUGACCAGCCCACCAACGCAACCAACUGGCCGAACUAUGUGGAUCACACCGCAUCCACUGGGAACUACAAGGACCGCAUCAUCAAGCUGUUUGCACACUAUGAUGAGUUUGUUCCUGAUACCACAAAUGAUGUUCAAAUUGACCCACAAACUUUGUACAACAUAUUGCAUACGGGCCUGAGAAACUUGAUAAGGAUGGAACCUCUCAUUACCGAGUGGGAUACCAAGAUGGGCGACGGUGACUGUGGAAAAAUGUUGGAGAUUGCGGCCAAUGGAGUAUUAUUAGGACUUGACCAGGGUGAAGGGAUGGCUACGAACGGGUCGAUUUUGACUUGCUUGAACCGUAUUCUUGCGAUCUUGUCAAACGACAUGGGAGGUACGUUGGGGGCCAUUUUAUAUAUUUUCAUGAAGUCUUUCAUCAACAACUUGACGAUCAACCUUGGGUCGAGCCAAACUGACAUUAGACUCAUUUUUGCGACCAGCCUUAGCUCUGCCAUCGAAACGUUGAAAGGAUUCACCAAGGCUAGAGAGGGCCACCGGACUGUCAUGGAUGUGUUGAUUCCGUUUGUCAGGGUGUUCGGAGACACAUUAGAUAUUUAUAAAGCAGUGGACGCGGCAGAGGCUGCGGCCGAAGGCACACGUAAAUUGGCCCCGAAGUUGGGCCGGGCCACUUAUGUGGGUGGGUUGGAGAAUAAGAAGGAUUUUGUCCCUGACCCGGGGGCGUACGGGGUUUACGAAGCAAUUAGAGGUUUGAGGUGUUUAUAA